Molecule: messenger RNA, 3682 nt
Organism: Pseudophryne corroboree (corroboree frog)
Lineage: Eukaryota; Metazoa; Chordata; Amphibia; Anura; Myobatrachidae
Gene: SECISBP2L
Product: SECIS binding protein 2 like
Exons: 18
Coding region: 246-3494 (1082 amino acids)
Biological process (GO): selenocysteine incorporation
Cellular component (GO): ribonucleoprotein complex
Molecular function (GO): ribonucleoprotein complex binding; mRNA 3'-UTR binding; selenocysteine insertion sequence binding
Source: RefSeq, a predicted model, not a curated record
ACUCCCUGUCACACAGCCGCCGCUCCGCCCAGGGCCGCAGGUUCAGCGGGCGUUACGUAGCUGGGCGGCUCGGGGUGGGGUGUGGAGAGAGGCCGGGGUGGGUGAGCGACCAGAACGGGUGCAGUAAGCGGCACUGGGAGGAAUAAGAUGGGCAGAGCUGCUCCCGGUCUGUCCUCCGCCCAGGCCGAGUAGAAGAAGACAGCUGACAGGACUCGGGGCGCCGCUGACAGCUAGGCCCAGGAGCCAUGGAGAUAAACGAGCAGAAUGGAAAACUAUCUGCUGAGGUUGAGCCAUUCGUUCCUCAGAAGAAGGGGGCUGAAGCCAUUACAAUCCCAAUGUCUAUUUCUGGCGAUGGUGGAAAUGCAGGUGGUCUGGAAGCUACUCCUAUUCCAAGCUACCUUAUAACCUGCUACCCAUUUGUACAGGAAAAUCAAUCUAAUAGACAAUUUCCAUUAUACGUAAAUGAUGUAAGAUGGCAACAGUCUAGCUCAAACCCUCCUGGGCCAUAUCUUGCUUAUCCCAUUGUUCCUACACAACCGCCUGUUUCCACGGACUACAUGUACUACCAACUGAUGCCAGCACCUUGUGCUCAAGUCAUGGGAUUUUACCAUCCUUUUCCCACUACCUACACCACUCCAGUUCAAGCAACAAACCCUGUUAAUGCAAUCUCUAUCGACUGUAAUGACCGCACAAACCAACAAGCUCAAAUCAGUGUGUUAUCCAGUCAGCGGAGCAGAAAUGCCACCAGGCCACCUAUUAUCCACAAGCAACCACAACAAUUAAUGGCACAAUUAAAAUGCAAGAGGCCUCCCAUGAAAAGUGUUGCUGUACAAAAGGAAUCUUGUUCAUCUGUAAGAGACACUCGCUCAAAGAUUGUUCUCUUGGUGGAUGCUUGUCAGCAAACAGAUUUUCCAAGUGAAAUUGCCAACAAAUCUCUCUCUGAAAGUAUUGGUGGAACACCCUGGAAAACAAAAGCAAGACGCAGACGGUCCUCUCACCCUGCUGCAGAAUCGUCCAGUGAGCAGGGCGCAAGUGAAGCAGAUAUUGACAGCGACAGUGGGUACUGCAGUCCGAAACACUGCCAGGCAGCUGCAAUGUGUUCAAGGCACACAGAAUGUACUGCUUCUGCUGUCAGCAUUGCAGAACCAGCAGUAUGCACAGCUGGGGGAAACUGGACAAUUGUGGCUUCCCAGGCCACCCAGAAAAGACCUUGGAAUGAGAAAAGUCCAGCUUUUUCUAGAGGGGGCAGACAGGCUGAACUACGAAAUAAUCAGCUUGGAUAUCGUAUGAGAGGUCAGAGUACAUCAUCCGAAAGAAGACAGAAUAUCCAGAGGAAGCAGGACAAUAAAACAGGGACCAUAGCUCAGUUGAACAGAACAGAUCAAAGUCCUGAACAACUCUUUUUUGAGGAUGAAGAUGAAUUUCCAGAAUUAAACAGCAGCAGCGGGAGUUCUAGAAAUGAAAACCCUCAGCCAAAGAUAGCAGCUAAAGUGUUGGAUGACUUACCUGACAACUCCCCCAUUAACAUCGUUCAGACCCCAAUCCCCAUCACUACUUCCGUACCAAAGCGUGCUAAAAGUCAGAAGAAGAAGGCUCUUGCUGCUGCAUUGGCUACAGCCCAGGAAUACUCUGAGAUUAGCAUGGAGCAGAAAAAGCUCCAGGAAGCCUUAUCCAAAGCAUCUGGGAAGAAGAGCAAGACUCCUGUACAGCUAGACCUAGGGGAUAUGCUAGCAGAACUGGAGAGACAGCAACAGGCUAUGAAGGCUCGUCAGAUCACAAACACCAGACCGUUGUCCUACACUGUUGGUAGUGCGGUCCCAUUUCACACCAAAGAACACACAAACAGAAAUGUAUUCACAAAGGCGCAGACACUGGUGGGUUCUCCAAACCCUUUGGACUCCACUGCUCCAAGGGUCAAGAGGGGAAAAGAAAAAGAAGUUCCAAAACUAAAACGUCCAACUGCACUUAAAAAGAUUAUUUUGAAAGAAAGGGAAGAAAAGAAAGGACGUUUAACAGUGGAUCAAAGUGUUCUGAGUUCAGAUGAGCAAAAAGAUAUCCCUUUAAGUUUUGCUGAUGAUCAGUCUGAGGAGUUGGCUUCACAAGAAGAGGCACAAAGUGAUACCUCACUGUCCCCAGCAAGUCAGAACUCCCCCUAUUGCAUGACUCCUGUAUCUCAGGGCUCCCCAGCAAGUUCCGGCAUUGGCAGUCCCAUGGCCUCCUCUGCCAUUACCAAAAUCCACAGCAAGAGGUUCAGAGAGUACUGCAAUCAAGUUUUAAGUAAGGAAAUUGAUGAAUGUGUGACUGUGUUACUGCAAGAACUGGUCAGCUUCCAAGAGCAAGAGUAUACGAAAGACUCCACAAAAGCCAAGUUAAAGAGGAGACUUGUUAUGGGUCUGCGAGAAGUCACCAAGCAUAUGAAGUUAAAUAAGAUAAAGUGUGUUAUUAUUUCUCCAAACUGUGAGAAAAUACAGUCAAAAGGUGGACUGGAUGAGGCCCUCUAUAAUGUUAUAGCUAUGGCCAGAGAGCAAGAAAUUCCCUUUGUUUUUGCACUGGGAAGAAAAGCGCUGGGGCGCUGUGUAAACAAACUGGUGCCUGUCAGUGUUGUGGGGAUCUUCAGCUACUCUGGCGCCGAGAGUUUAUUUAAUAACCUGGUUUCGCUGACGGAAGAAGCUAGGAAGGCGUAUAAAGAUAUGGUGGCAUCUAUGGAGCAGGAGCAAGCUGAGGAAGCUUUGAAGAAUGUUAAAAAGGUUUCACACCACAUGGGUCAUUCUCGCAACCCCUCUGCAGCCAGCGCAAUUUCAUUCUGCAGCGUCAUCUCUGAGCCUAUUUCGGAAGUCAAUGAGAAGGACUACGAAACAAAUUGGAGAAGUAUGGUAGAGACAUCAGAUGGGGUUGAAGCCUCAGAAAAUGAAGACUGUUCUGUGAGGACGAUGGCUGCAGAGCACACAAUCAAUUCUCAGCCUGAUAAAAGCAAUGUCCAUAAACCACUACUGACAGCACUUGAUGUGAUUACCUCUGUUUCGAAACCCAGCAAGGUCAUUUCUAUUGACAAAGAAGAGGUAAAGCCAGAUGACAAUUUGGAAUGGGCUUCCCAGCAGAGUACUGAAACUGGAUCAUGGGAUGGAAGUGGAAGAGAUGUCCUCAAUUCUUCCAUUAUAAGUACAACUAGCACUUUGGUGCCAGAAAUGCUAGAGGAUGAUGAUGACGACGACGAGGAGGAAGAUGAUGAUGAGUAUCACCAGGAACCUACAACAGUCAGCAGGAUAGAGUCUUGGGUGUCAGAGACCCAGCGAACUAUGGAAACCCUGCAACUUGUGAACAGCCCAGAGGAAGAUAACAUUGAGCAGAGUGAAGAGGAUGAUAUGGAGUCCACAGAACAAGUAGAACCAGUUUCUGAUUGCAAGGAACGGACAGCAGAAAAGCUAGCCAGAAAUGGAUCACAGAGUGAUGGAAGGCCUUUAAUAAAGGAGAGCUCUAACUCUAAUUUAAAGUAAUAUAAAAGAAAAACAAAACAAAAUGCAAAAAACUAAAACACCCCCUGCUCCAGAAACUCAGGAAUUGGUCCACUGACAGAACUUAACUAUUGGGAUAGUUGCAGCCAUUCCCAGACUUAUUUCAUCUCAAUGUUUUGCACUGUUCAAUCUGUAUUUAAUUCCAUUGAAAUUAUAUUCUUUAUUAUUAA